Molecule: messenger RNA, 2565 nt
Organism: Cladocopium goreaui
Lineage: Eukaryota; Dinophyceae; Suessiales; Symbiodiniaceae
Source: the annotation of a GenBank genome assembly
AUGGUAUUUGAGAGCCCAGCCACCGUCAGAACUGUUUCAAGAGGCCGAGAGCCAGGCGAUGCCUACUACACACGAGUGGAUGCACAAGAACCUCGUGAUCAGCUAGACGAUUGUGAGCAGUGCGGAGAAGGCGAUUGUGGAUUCUCCACUGUCCAGCGGGAGAAAUGGGUACAUGUUGGUGCUGGUCAGGGCAGCUACUCAAAGACCAACCAGAUGCUGUUUGUCGGGGAGAGGCAUGGGGCCUACGAGAAAGAACAUGUCGUCCAUCACAAGUACGGAGGUUGUUCCUGCGGCAACGUCUUUUGUAUGUUGUUGGGUAUGAUUUUGACUGUACUUGCGGGAUAUGGCAUUGGUCUACUGCUCAAGAACUACUUUGUCACGGAGCAGAGUUCAAUGAGGACUCUAAAAUUUAGUCCUUUUGACAGCGGUGCUCAUUCUGCGGGCAAAACCCAUCAUGUACACCCAGCUUCGGGCUACUGGAGUCAUGCAUCCACGGCCACAUCCUUUGACUGCAACGUGGAAAAGGAAAGCUGGGAUCUCAAUUGGUCGGAGGAGAAGAAGGCGUAUUGCUGCGCCCAGACCAAGCAAGAAGGCUGCUCUUCAGAUCCCUUUGAUUGUGAGUUGCAAAAAGACAGCUACAAGACAGCAUGGACAUCAAAGAAGACUGCUUAUUGCUGCGACAAGCAUGGUGUUGCGUGUGAUCAUGCUGCCUUGGGCUGUGACCGGCUUUGUAGCAUUUUUGGUCAGACGGCGUCUUGUAAAGAUCGCGCGAUGCAUGCUUUCUCAAAGGUGGGAAGCUGUGCAAAAGCACACAAGGAAGUGCUAGAUCUAUGCUGGGUGUGCAAUGCUUGCCCUCUAAACGGGCUGCAAUGUCAUAAGGAAGGGGAAGAGAAAGUGGAGGAGGCAAUACAGGAUGACCACGCGAAAGGGCCAAGACUACCAUGUGAAAGGCCUCUUGAGGAUGGAUUUAUGUGGAAGUUUGAGAGCUCAGGACGUGAGUGGAAGCAGCAUCGGAUACCUGAUGGAGUUCACAAGAACCCCGCAGGGCGUGGCUUCAUGUGGCUACAGGACGGUUCUACGUGGAAGCAAGUUUGUAUUCCAAAUGCAACUUCUCUGGAUAUGCCAAAAACACCUGUGGGGGAUGGCUUCAUUUGGCAUCGACGGUCCGAUCUCAAAGGACCCAUUUGGGAACAAAUUCCUGCGCAAAUGCGCCAUGGUGGUAUUGGAGAAAUUCCACGGAUACCAGCUGGUCCUGGGCUGCAGUGGAAGCACACGAUAUACGGAUGGACCCAGGAGGAACUGCCAAAAGAGAUGCAGAAUCCUUCGCGUCCAUGCAAUACUCGGGCUGGUCCUGGUAUGCGGUGGGUUUUCCAAGAGAGACACGGCAAAGUCUGGGAACAGCUCCUCAUCCCUGGAUGGAUCGCAAAGGAGGUCAACCCGCAACCUGCUGUGCCGCCUGGAAGAGGCUUCAUGUGGAGCUUUGAGCCACAAGACUACGGCUGGACACAGAUUUGCAUCCCAGGCUGGUCAGAUGGUCAGCCAGAACCCCCAAGCAUGGAUGCUGGCACUGGGUUUAUGUGGCUUCAGCAGGGUGGCGCCUGGCAUCAAGUUCCUGUUCCUCGGGGACUGCGCGGUUUAUGUGCAGAUCAGCCUGCGAAGCACUUCCUGCCUGCAGGUCGAGGCUUCAUGUGGAAAUGCACACGGAAGCAUGGCUUGUUGGCUUGGCACCAAGUGCAUCGGAACAAUUGGCAUCGAGAUGGUCCAACUCGGCCGCCGCACGAAGAAGCUGGCAACGGUUUGAUGUGGGUCUAUCAGGAUCAAUACUGGCAGCAGCAAAGAAUUCCUCGAUGGCAUGCCAAAGACGCACCUGAUUUGCCUGCUGGCCCGGGACUCAUGUGGUCUCGAGACACUGUGGAUGGUAAGCGCGUGUGGAAGCAGGCGCUUAUUCCAGAUUGGGAGGUAGACAACAAGCUUCAUCCACCAGCACAGCCUGCUGGUGAAGGCAUGAUGUGGAGGUACAGCGAGAAAGAUGGUCGAAAGGAAUGGAGCCAAGAAGGGAUUGGUGAUUGGUAUGCGGACAGCGCAAAUCAUCCACCUACAGAAUAUGCAGGGAACGGCCUGAUGUGGAAGUUUUCCUCUGUGGGCGGCAAUCCUGGCAAAUGGCAUCAGGUGGACAUACCUGAUUGGCAUGUCUUGGAUCAGUUUGAGCAACCCACCGUCGUUGCGGGGCCCGGCUUCAUGUGGACAUUUGACAAAGACAUUGGUCGAUGGACCCAACUUCCAAUCCCCAAAUGGAAAGAGGAAAGGAGCGAGGACAAGCCUAUCGAAGUUCCUGCAGGAGAGGGCUACAUGUGGAAGUUCUACCAGGAGAACGGCAGCAAGCACUGGCAUCAGGUGCAAAUGUCGAAAACAGAUCUUCUGAGACCUCAUCCAGAGCCUUCUGAGCCUGCAGGCAAUGGCUUCAGAUGGCAAUAUAACACAGAUUCAGAUCGAAAUCACUGGGAACAAGUCCUAGUAAAAAAGGCAAGUUGUACAGGUGUCCUGUGUCAUUUAGGGCUCGGGUAA